Ostrea edulis (European flat oyster) is the source of this 1713-nucleotide messenger RNA. Its product is annotated as pyruvate dehydrogenase protein X component, mitochondrial-like. The coding region runs from base 42 to 1475 and encodes 477 amino acids. Lineage: Eukaryota; Metazoa; Mollusca; Bivalvia; Ostreida; Ostreidae. Gene Ontology annotation, molecular function: acyltransferase activity. The record is from RefSeq and is a predicted model, not a curated record. Gene Ontology annotation, biological process: pyruvate decarboxylation to acetyl-CoA. The transcript is spliced from 11 exons. Gene Ontology annotation, cellular component: mitochondrion; pyruvate dehydrogenase complex.
GCUUAGUGUUUCCAUAUGGCGAAACGUUUGAAAGACGUUCUAUGAUAAUGGCGUCUGCAUUCGGUCACUUUGGCCGCAGAUCGCUAAAAUUUUCCAGAAGUCUACGACAUAUUCUGCAAUAUGAUCCAUGUAGUAUCGCUCAAAGAUCAGCAUCUGAAUUCAGGUUAUUCCACCUUGACAGAAAACGUGAAGCAUCAAUACCAAUCCAAAUGCCAGCCUUGUCCCCAACAAUGACAGAAGGCACCAUUGUUAAAUGGCACAAAAAAGAAGGUGACCCCAUAUCUCCCGGUGACGUGUUGUGUGAUAUCCAGACUGAUAAGGCAGUGGUUUCACUGGAUACAGAGGAAGAGGGCGUACUAGCUAAAAUACUGAAACAGGAAAACACAAAGGAUGUGCUGAUUGGAUCAUUGAUUGCGGUAAUGGUAGAGGAAGGCGAUGACUGGGAGAAUGCAGAGAUUCCAACAUCAUCAGAUUCAUCAUCAGAAUCUUCACAAUCCUCAGGCUCCUCUGAUACUGAAACAACAGCAACACCUACUGCAAGAAUUCGAAUGAGUCCUGCUGCUAGAAAACUUCUUGAGGAAUACAAUAUAUCUAGUCCACAUACAGUCCCAGCAACAGGACCUCAUGGAAUGAUUAAUAAAGGAGAUGUUCUGAAAUAUGCCCAGUCAAAGAAUUUGUCAAAAAUUGAUUUGGCAAGUGUGAAGGCCCCUCAUACAGAAAAGCCAACAUCCGCUGGUAAGACCUCAGCGGUACAGCCAGCCCAAGCAGUGCCCCGGGCACCACCCACUGUUUCAGUGUCACCAGACGGCGGCUUCCAAGACAUAGAGACCACCAGCAUGAGGAGAGUGAUUGCCCAGCGCCUCACACAAUCAAAGACGAUGAUCCCUCAUUCCUACAUGUCUAUUGAGUGUAACGUGGAUGCGGCUAUGAAUCUCAGAAAAAAAUUUAUUGAUUCUGGAACCAAAGUGUCAUUGAAUGACAUCAUUGUGAAGGCAGCAGGCUACUCACUUCAGAGGGUACCAAAAGUGAACUCCCACUGGGCGGAGGAAUCCGUUCAAGUUCAAUCGUCGGUAGACAUCUCAGUUGCUGUGGCAACAGACAGUGGCCUCAUCACUCCAAUCAUCAGGAAUGCUGUCAACCUAAGCAUAUCUCAAAUCUCUACCACCACCAAGGAACUUGCUGUGAAAGCCAGAGAGGGAAAGUUACAGUUACAGGAAUUUCAGGGAGGGUCUUUCACAAUAUCCAACCUGGGCAUGUUUGGAAUUGGAGAAUUCUCAGCCAUCAUUAACCCGCCACAAACUGCUGUGCUAGCUGUUGGAACUUCAGAGCUAAAACCCUCUGUGGAGGGAAAGCCACACUCGUAUCUGACUGUGAAAAUGUCAUAUGACAGUCGUGCAAUAGAUGAGAGUGAAGCCUCCGAGUUCCUGGAGAAAUUUCAGAGUGUGUUGGAAAACCCUUCCACCCUUUUAGUUUGAAAGUGAUGAAACACACUUCCUUACCUUUAAAAUAUGUAUGGCUAUACUAUUUAAUUGCAAGUGCUUAAGAUGUUGUAUGAUCGUGGGGUGCAUUUAUUUUUUGUGAGAUAGUGAAUAUUUAAUAAAAAAUAUAUUUGUUGUUGAAAAUGUUUCAUGGAUAAAUGGAGGAUUUAUCUCACAUUGUUAUCAAGCUGUAAAUACUUUUAGGAACCAAAAUAAAUUACUGUAUGAACAUAGA